ACAAGUCCAAGCUGAGAUAAAGCCAAGUACAAUUAAAACAAUUGACUCGUAUGACUUAUCAUCAAUCACCACCACUGUAUUGAGACAAACCCUUUUGUUUUAUACAGAGAAUUCAACACUGAUCCAUCACAGCUACAAGGAAAAGGAGAUGGUCCUGUGGUCUUCUUACCCACCAACGCCCAACCAACUGGCCGCAACCGUCGCCUGCUUCGUCGCCGGCGCCACCCUCUUCGCCGUGGGAGUCCACCUCUCUUUCACCAACGUAGCCACUCAACAAGCUCGCACCAAGGCCCGCAACGACUUCAUCAAAGCCCGCCUUCGAAAGCUGCUCCAAGAUUAAACCUUUGUACCCAUUUGCUUCAAAGCCUCACUCUUAUCCUUGACAAUCCAUCUUUCGCUCUUCAACUAGUCCUAAUCCAUGCAGCUGGACUUUCAUGUUCAACAGGAGACUCAAAGCUAACCUUUUCCUUCAAUUUGCUUGAAUGUUUGGAUACCAAUGCCCAAACACGCGGUUCAUUGAUUUUUAGUCGCACCCGCCACCCCAGUUGGAUGCACAAUCAAAUGCUGCAUUGUGCAAUGCCAUCAUCAUCAACAAGAAGAUCAAAUCUCCAUUCAUCUCUCUCGCCACUGCAAGGAAGUUCAGCUGACAUUACACCGAGUUCAAGCACUCAACCCUCUCCCACUGUCAAUCUCACUUGUGAAUACACCCUUGCUAAGCAGACUGAUUCCUACAGUGAGAUAUGGUCCAAGAUUCAUUCCAGUUAUUCUUACGAAGACCCAAACUUAGGGCAAGGGGAGGCCCGUGAAGAUCAACAGCUGGCACAAGUCCUCAACCCCAGCCAAGAGUGUGUCCAAGAGGCACUUCGACAUGCCACACCCAGCACCCUUACCCGCCUUGUCUCUACCUACUUUGAUCACAGUGGGAACACCUCCCAUCUGUGCCUCCUCCUCCUUGAUAAUGUUCAACAUGCCCGCUCCCUUUACUAUGAUCUUCAUAACCUCCUUGAUGUUCUCCCUCUAGACUCUGAUCCCAAUUCCCUCACACAAGCUCAGUGUGACCGGGCCUUUGACAUCUUUCUUCAAUUUGACCGACUUGGCAACCCCUUCCCUCGUCCCGACUCUCACAAUUUCCAUGACAUGCGUCACUGCUUCUCCCAGCUCAACCAAAAACUUCACCACCGCCUCUGCAAGUCUCGUUCUAGGGUCCACCUCCUCCGCCGUGCUGCCUCUUGCUCUGCCAUUUGUUUCAUUGGUACUGUUGUUGGUGUUUCCAUAGCUGCUGUGGCCAUAGCUUCUCAUGCUCUCAUUGCCUUUGUUGCAGGCCCAUUCCUCCCUGCACUCGUUCCUACCAAGAUUAGUAAAAAGGCGCUUUCUCAUCUGGCACAGCUUGAUGCUGCAGCCAAGGGUACAUAUGUCCUUCACAACGACCUCAACACAAUUGAUCGGCUGGUUGAGCGUUUGUAUACUGCUAUUGAGGGUGACAAGUUUCUCAUUCGCCUUGGAUUGGAUAGAGGCAGGGAGAGGCAUCCCAUCCAUGAGGUUGCAAAACAGCUUCAAAAGAACCACCACAAUUUCCUUAGCCAGCUUAUGGAUCUUGAGGAACAUAUAUGCCUAUGCUUUGCCACAAUCAACAGGGCUAGAUCUCUCCUUCUUAAAGAGAUUUAUCUUCAUCAAUCUCAUUAUUCCGAACCAAUUUGCUGCAUGAAUCAGUAUUAUAGUUCAACGUGGCUUGAUGAAAAUCCCAAUCGUGUCCCUCCUUAUAGGGAUGAAGAAAUUUCAAGUAUGAAAAACAAGUGCUUCAAGAAAUACUUUCCAAAUUUAGAGGAGAGAAGGGUUGUAAAUGUGGAAUAUGCCAAGUUUUCAGGAGGUUUGGAUAUGUUUGGAGAUUUUGACUCAAAGAUUGAUAGAUGAGUAUUGGAUCCACUUAUUUGGUGGUUUACACAUGGGUCUCCUGCUCCUAUGCUUUAAUCUUUAGCAUUAAAAUUGCUUGGCCAGCCAUGUUCCUCAUCAUGCUGUGAAAGGAAUUGGAGCACCUACUCCUUUAUUCACUCCAUGAAAAGAAACAAAAUGACACCACAACGUGCUGAAGAUUUGGUUUUUGUGCACAACAAUCUUCGUCUCCUAUCAAGGAGAAGUCGACAGUACAUUGAAGGAGAAUCCAAGUUAUGGGAUGCUGGUGGAGAUGCUUUUGAUUCAUUGGAGGGUGCAGGCUUACUUGAAAUUGCAAGUCUUUCUCUUGAUGAACCAGAUAUGGAAGCUGUGAUAUUCACUGAUGAAGGGGAACAAGUUGAACCUAUUGACGUUGAAGACUCUUAGUUCAUAGGAAUCUCUCUUUUUUUAUCAAGUUGUCUUUUGUUUUAAGUUUUAUUUUUAUGUAUGUCACAUUACUAAAAAUUGUUAAAGUUUUAUUUUAUGUAUGUUACAUUACUAAAAAUUGUUGAAGUUUUAUUUUUGUGUAUGCUACAUUACUAAAAGUUGUGAAAAAAACAUUUUUUAUGAACGUAUCCCUGCCGUAUCCGUAUCCUACUUUUUCGAAUUUUGCCAUAUCGCCGUAUCCGUA
Molecule: messenger RNA, 2560 nt
Organism: Camellia sinensis
Lineage: Eukaryota; Viridiplantae; Streptophyta; Magnoliopsida; Ericales; Theaceae
Source: RefSeq, a predicted model, not a curated record